AUGUUUUCUAUUCCGCCGGAAGUUCAACUUGACGUUUUAAAAUGUCUUAAUUUUGAGCAAUUAUUCUCUCUCCGACAAUCAAAUUCUUAUUUUUGCAAUUUAAUUAAUAAAUAUGAGGGAGGAUUGGCCCGAAUGGAAUUUGAUAAAUUCUCUUUGGUUGAUACCAGAAAAAUCCAUAGUCAAGAUAUAAUCAUUAAACUUGAGCCUGUAAUUUCUGAUUUUGUUUUGGAUGAUCAGCUUAUGAAGAAGUGGAAAACAGCGAUAGCUGAAUCGUUUACGUUGUUUUUACAUGAUUUUGGAGAUAAUAAAAGCUUUGUUGUUUGUGUAGGGAAAACAGAUGACAACAAACCCCAUUAUAUUUUAAAAUUUCCAAACGUGCCAAAAACAAUAGAAGAAAUGUUUAUUGUUCGAUUUUGGUUACAACAACUUUUUAACUGUGCCUUUUUUCAAACAAGAUUUGAAUAUAUUAUAUUUAAUCCAAAAAUGAUUAAUUUAUUAUUUGAUAAUGACAAAACAAUUCUUACACAAUUUCACGUUCAAUCCCUCCGUCUAAUGUCUAUCAAUGCCAAUAAUACAAUCGAAAAUAUUUUGAAAUUUGGUUUAAUUCACUUUGAUAUUUAUGAGUCUGUCAACACUACCUUUUUUGGUGACCUUUCAGAGCAACAUACUAAUAUUUUAUUCAAUAUUAUAAUAAAUGAAGGCAAUAAAGUUCCUCGAGUUUAUUUGGGUAUUUAUAAAUCUUCAAGAUCUUCAAUGCUUUAUGAUCUUAUUAUUAAAGUAAGAGUUAUUUAA
Molecule: messenger RNA, 792 nt
Organism: Meloidogyne enterolobii
Lineage: Eukaryota; Metazoa; Nematoda; Chromadorea; Rhabditida; Meloidogynidae
Source: the annotation of a GenBank genome assembly